GAGAUCUUGUGGAACUACUUUUCUUUCCCGUUUAGUUUGUUGUUGUUUGUUAGUUCUCUUUCACCUAUUUCCAUUUCUCGCAAUCAUGGGUGGAGUAGACGUUGAAGGUCUGUCCGCUGCUUACCAGGAUGUCAGAAAUGACGAUUCCCAAACCUCAUGGGCUGCGUUCGAGUAUAACAGCAGCAAUACCAUUGUUGUAAAAGAGACUGGAACGAAUUAUGAUGAUCUUCUUAAAUUCUGCGAUGAGUCAGUUCGUCUUUACAUCUUCGCUCGCGUUCAGACUGGUGAUGACUUGAGCGUCCGCUCCAAGUUCGUCUUCAUUUGCUGGAUCGGUGAGCGUGUCAGCCCCCUGAAGAAGGCCAAAAUGAGCACCGACAAGGCUGAGGUCAAGAAAGUCAUCCAGAACUUCGCCAAGGAGAUGCUUGCCUCCGAGAAGAGCGAGAUUAACUAUUCCUUCGUACAGUCCGAGGUCCGCAAGGCCGGUGGUGCCAACUAUGGCUCAGCACGCUAAACCAUCCGCCGCUCGGCACCAAUUGUUGUACAUGUGUGUAGUAGAUCUAUGCGCAUGAGAGCCACCACCAUUCCCACCAUCUUGGCCAGUCUAAUAAUUACUAAUAUGAUUAUUGUCGCCUGGUUUUGGCCGCGACCGUCAUUAUCUUUCCUCUAGGCAACCUCAUUGCGCAUUUAUGAUAUCUAUUCACAUUUUCUUUCUAGGUACAAGAUUAGCAGCCUUGCUUAUCUGACACUAAAGAACUUAGUUGUUUUUCCUACUUUCCAAAUGAAAAUAGGUGGUGAUUGUUUCGACCAAUGUCUUACGAUGUCGUGAUUUAACGAUCUGUUGUUGUCGGCCAAUUUUCAUUGUUCGACAUUGAAAUCUUUUAGCUGAGACUGA
Messenger RNA from Sycon ciliatum, 892 nucleotides. RefSeq names its product coactosin-like protein. The record is from RefSeq and is a predicted model, not a curated record. Bases 86 to 511 code for a protein of 141 amino acids. Gene Ontology annotation, molecular function: actin filament binding. Gene Ontology annotation, cellular component: actin filament; cortical actin cytoskeleton; site of polarized growth. NCBI's taxonomy places the organism in Eukaryota, Metazoa, Porifera, Calcarea, Leucosolenida, Sycettidae. Gene Ontology annotation, biological process: regulation of actin filament polymerization. The transcript has 4 exons.